Acanthamoeba castellanii str. Neff is the source of this 426-nucleotide messenger RNA. RefSeq names its product Ctype lysozyme/alpha-lactalbumin superfamily protein. NCBI's taxonomy places the organism in Eukaryota, Discosea, Longamoebia, Acanthamoebidae. Bases 1 to 426 code for a protein of 141 amino acids. The record is from RefSeq and is a predicted model, not a curated record. The transcript has 3 exons.
AUGAAGGCCUCCAACAUCCUUGCCCUCUGCGGCCUCUUCGUCCUCCUCGCCCUCCCGGCCAUCCUCGCCAACACCUGCGGCGGCAACUGCCCGUCGAACGAUUGCUCGUCUUGCCCGUGCGGUACCGGCACUUCCUACACCGACAUUGGCUCGGCGUGCCGCCGGUUCAGUGGCUGGAGCCAGUCGUGCUGCGAGUGCAUUGCCCGCCACGAGAGCGGCGGCAACCUCCACGCCGCCAACCAGAACCGCGGCGGCAGCUACGACGUCGGCCUGUGGCAGAUCAACAACCAGAACUGGGCUUCCUGCUCUGGCGGCCGUGCCCCUUGCGAUCUCGAGAGCAACCUGCAGUGCGCCAUCAAGGUCUGGGGCUGGGGUGGCAACUCGUUCCGCCUGUGGUCCACCUGCGGCGCUUGCGGCUGCUGCUGA